UUCUCUAAAACUGAAAUCUUUUGAGAUUACCUAACCUCCCUUAGCUAAUUGAAAGUCAUAUUUAGAUCAAUUUAUGGCUAGAGUCACUGAUAACCUUUAAAUUCUGUGAUGAAUGUGCAAGUUGCAACAUUAGUCCUUUUUUUUCAGUUUGUGUAUAAAAUCAGUAUGAACACAACUACUGCAAGCUCUAUUACCUUCAUCAGAUUGAUGAUUUUGACGAUCAAUUGGACUGCUUCAGAUUACUAGAUAUAAUUGCUCUUUAUUCCUCCAUUGAUGAAUGCUCUCCCAAAUCCUCAAUUCAGUUUCUCAGUCAUGAUGUGAGGUUUUUGUUUUUAGCUCUUGUUGAAAUUGCUGGUAAUUCUAUUACAAUAGACUGAGAGAGCAAAUCCUCAAUAAUGAUACUGCUGCUUAAUGAUCUGGUCAUCCAUAUAAGUGUGGGGGCAGGUCAGAAACAUCUUUGGCAUGCUGGGCAAGCGGAAAACUGCAUCUCAAGAGCUGCUCUUGUGCGGUCCUUGCCAGUUGAGGAGCAUCCGAAGCAGAUUAUUGUCACUCGUAAAGGAAUGCUCGACUCUAUGGAGGUCCACUUGCUUGAUUUCCCCAAUGUAGUUAUCAAAGGCAGUGAGUCGCUGCUGCCGCUCCAGGCUUGCUUGAAGAUUGAGAAAUUAGGUGAUUUAAUUCUGAAGGCUACUGAGCCACAAAUGCUUCAGUUUUCAUGUUCAACAGGUGACAUUUCCCUAGAGAUAAUUCCAUUUUCUGUAUAACAGCUGGAGAAUGGGGUAUCAAAAUGAGUAACUCUCUCCGUCGGAAUGUCCUUGAGUGAAGUAUCAAAAUGAGUUUGUGAUCAAAAUUAUUCUCUUAUGAAAAGAAGAUCUACCUUUGUUGUUUUUAAUAUAAUAUCUAGAUCAA
Molecule: messenger RNA, 906 nt
Organism: Papaver somniferum (opium poppy)
Lineage: Eukaryota; Viridiplantae; Streptophyta; Magnoliopsida; Ranunculales; Papaveraceae
Product: pre-mRNA-processing-splicing factor 8A-like
Exons: 2
Coding region: 396-761 (121 amino acids)
Biological process (GO): spliceosomal tri-snRNP complex assembly; mRNA splicing, via spliceosome
Cellular component (GO): U5 snRNP; catalytic step 2 spliceosome
Molecular function (GO): U6 snRNA binding; pre-mRNA intronic binding; U5 snRNA binding
Source: RefSeq, a predicted model, not a curated record